GCCUCUCCCAUUGAGGGUUUCUAGCGUUCUUUCGCUACGUCAUACUCUAGUAUAUCCCUUUAUUUUUCCUUUUGCCAUCAUAGUCUAGCUCUUAAGAGUGUAUCAUUGUAUUGAAAGUUUGUUGCAAUCACGUUAACUUAAUUCAAGUAUUAAAGUCGUGUGCGGUUGCAGCAGGGGGGCAUUUUGGUAGGUUGCCUCGCUCAAGAAACGCAUUACCGGCCAUAGUCGUCAGCCUUUGUUUGCUAAGCGAGCGCCUUGACUCGAAAGAUCCCGCGGGAAAUGCAGUAUGCGGGCUGGUGCCAGUCCUGAUUUGAGGAAUUCAUCCUUGGGAAUCUUCUGAAAGCUAACCAACAGACUUUAUUGGGGUCCUGUGCAGGAAACACAGGGACCCCUCUUGGUGCAUGGACCUGUGCCGUGGCACAGGUGGCACAUACCUAGUUCCACGAAGUUCCACCAUUCUUAGCGGAAGCGGCGGGAUUGAGCGGCGGGCGGCGUGCCCCAUGGACAAGAAGAAGCCCCUGAAGCGUCCGCGCAUGGACCAGCCCCCACUGGGCGCCCGGGGCCCCAUUGCCAACGGCCCGAUUCACGCACGGCCCCUGGUGGCCCUGUUGGACGGGCGCGACUGCUCGGUUGAGAUGCCCAUCCUGAAGGAUGUGGCGACGGUGGCCUUCUGCGACGCCCAGUCGACGCAAGAGAUCCACGAGAAGGUGCUGAAUGAGGCGGUGGGCGCCCUCAUGUGGCACACCAUCACGCUCACGAAGGAGGACCUGGAGAAGUUCAAGGCGUUGCGUAUCAUAGUGCGUAUUGGGUCGGGCGUGGAUAACAUUGACACAAAAGCGGCCGGGGAGCUGGGCAUUGCCGUGUGCAACGUGCCGGGCUACGGUGUGGAAGAGGUCGCCGACACGACGCUCUGCCUCAUUCUGAACCUGUACCGGCGCACCUACUGGCUGGCCAACAUGGUGCGCGAGGGCAAGAAAUUCCAGGGUCCCGAGCAAGUCCGCGAGGCGGCGCAGGGCUGUGCCCGCAUCCGGGGCGACACGCUGGGCAUCGUCGGCUUGGGGCGUGUGGGCACAGCCGUAGCAUUGCGGGCCAAGGUGUUUGGCUUCACAGUCAUCUUCUAUGACCCUUACCUUCCCGACGGCAUAGAGAAGUCUCUGGGCCUGAGCCGGGUCUACACUCUUCAGGACCUGCUGUUCCAAAGCGACUGUGUGUCUCUGCACUGUACACUCAACGAGCACAACCACCACCUGAUCAACGAGUACACGAUGAAGCAGAUGCGGCCCGGGGCGUUUCUGGUCAAUACUGCGAGGGGCGGCCUUGUAGACGAGGCUGCCCUGGCCGCAGCCCUCAAGGAUGGCCGGAUUCGCGCAGCUGCCCUGGACGUCCACGAGAAUGAGCCUUACAACACUUUGGCUGGUGGUGUCUGUGCAGGGCCUCUGAAGGAGGCGCCGAAUCUUAUCUGCACGCCGCACGCGGCCUGGUACAGCGAUGCCAGCUGCACGGAGCUGCGGGAAAUGGCAGCGUCGGAGAUUCGGCGCGCCAUCGUCGGUCGGAUUCCCGACUCGCUGCGCAACUGCGUCAAUAAGGAGUACUUUGUGGGCUAUGGUGACGGCAUGAACGGCGGCGCCUACAACUACCAGCCCAUGGGGGUGCCCCACUCGACGACGGCCCUGGAACCCCUGGCCCCGGGUGUGCCCCAUUCAACGUCGCACCUCCAGGACUCCUCAGCCAACCACAUGGCCCCUAAGCCUGAGAGCUCGGAGGUGCACUGACAUAUCAUUCCGCUUGUUUCUGUCUAGCUGUCUCUGCUGCUGUGUGUCCCCCCCCCUCCCCCUCCCUGCCCCCCUCCCCCCUCGGUAGUUGUUUCGCGCUUUUUUGAGUUCGCCCGCUGCUUAGCCUCCAUCCUGUUACCUUCCUCCAUGUUCAUGUGUGCAUUAACAUUUGACGGGUGGCAGUCCGAAUAAAACUUGGCACCUUUUAAAUA
This is a messenger RNA of Ornithodoros turicata, 1984 nucleotides long. RefSeq names its product C-terminal-binding protein-like (gene CtBP). NCBI's taxonomy places the organism in Eukaryota, Metazoa, Arthropoda, Arachnida, Ixodida, Argasidae. The coding region runs from base 402 to 1772 and encodes 456 amino acids. The record is from RefSeq and is a predicted model, not a curated record. Gene Ontology annotation, biological process: regulation of transcription by RNA polymerase II. The transcript has 6 exons. Gene Ontology annotation, cellular component: nucleus. Gene Ontology annotation, molecular function: transcription coregulator binding; transcription coactivator activity; DNA-binding transcription factor binding.